UUGAUUAAUAGACUAUUACAGAAGGGUUUACAGCCAUUUGAUGUUGGAGGCUGUGGAGAUUGCUUUUUCCGAUCAGUAUCUCAUCAGUAUUAUGGUUCUCCUGACUUUCAUAUUGAAAUAAGGCAAGCAGGUGUUAAAUAUCUUCAAGAACAUCCUGAGUUGUUUGUGGAAAGUGUAUCAGAGCAUUCAUGGCAAAUGCAUUUGCAAAGAAUGACCACUCCUGGGACAUGGUGUGAUAAUAUUAUUAUUCAGGCUGUAGCCAAUCAACUUCAUUGUGUCAUUCAUAUAAUUAUGUCAAGGCUCUCAUGCCCAGAAGGAUCAACAAUUACUCCAUCUGGUGACUGGGAAAUAACAAAAGUAUUGUUUGUUGGGUACAUAGAGGAUUUACAUUAUGUUUCUACAGUGCCA
Messenger RNA from Pocillopora meandrina, 408 nucleotides. Lineage: Eukaryota; Metazoa; Cnidaria; Anthozoa; Scleractinia; Pocilloporidae. The record is from the annotation of a GenBank genome assembly.